This is a messenger RNA of Cladophialophora psammophila CBS 110553, 702 nucleotides long. RefSeq lists its product as uncharacterized. Lineage: Eukaryota; Fungi; Ascomycota; Eurotiomycetes; Chaetothyriales; Herpotrichiellaceae. The transcript is spliced from 3 exons. The record is from RefSeq and is a predicted model, not a curated record. Gene Ontology annotation, molecular function: protein binding. Bases 1 to 702 code for a protein of 233 amino acids.
AUGGUUAUUCCCGAAGUUGUUCGCAACGGAUUCUUGACUGAGGCAAGGCUCAAAAAAUAUCUCGAAGCUGAUUGCACUGUUCUCGAGCAACGAGACCCCGACGAAGGCCUCACACUACUGGGGGCUGCUACGGUAGCAGGACACGCCGAUAAAGUCCUGUUGCUUCUCAAAAGAGGUGCCGAAGCCGACACUCUCUCAAAGAUGGCGAAACACUCCUGGUUGCCGCGUAAAGACCGACAAGAAUUACCUCAACAGGUUAUCUAUUGCGAUGACUGCGGCUCAAUGAAAGGCGAAGAUAGCUGGAAGUCCCAGACAAACCUCGUCGAACGAAUCACCAAGAUCACCACGCGGGUCUUUCCCCAAGGUGAAGGGGUCGUGCUUCGCUUUAUCAAUCAGGAGGUGGACGGCUCUUCGAACCUGAGCCUUGAGCAUGUUGCGAAGAUCCUGACGCCCAUGAAGUGGGACGAUUACGGCAAUACCACAAUUGACAUAAAACUGAGGUCUAGGAUUCUCCGGCCAUUCAUUUAUGACAAGCUCGACUCAGUACCGAAGAAGCUUGAGAGACCACUCCUCAUCUCUAUCCUCACGGACGGUGGGCCUGAGCCGAAACCAGGAGACACGGUGAAAAAUGCCAUUGUCGAGUGCGGCCAGAGUUUGAAGGAUGCUGCGUUCCCUCGCGAGGGGAGGAAGAGAGAGUCGUGA